This is a messenger RNA of Lottia gigantea (owl limpet), 735 nucleotides long. RefSeq lists its product as hypothetical. The transcript has a single exon. The record is from RefSeq and is a predicted model, not a curated record. NCBI's taxonomy places the organism in Eukaryota, Metazoa, Mollusca, Gastropoda, Lottiidae. The coding region runs from base 1 to 735 and encodes 244 amino acids.
AUGUCUCAAUGUGGUUCAAUACAUAACCACGAUAUUCUUAUACAGGGGACAUUACCACACGGUAUGUCUCAAUGUGGUUCAAUACAUAACCACGAUAUUCUUAUACAGGGGACAUUACCACACGGUGUAUCUCGAUGUGGUUCAAUACAUAACCACGACAUUCUUAUACAGGGGACAGUACCACACGGUGUGUCUCGAUGUGGUUCAAUACAUAACCACAAUAUUCUUAUACAGGGUAGAUUACCACACGGUGUGUCUCGAUGUUGUUCAAUGCAUAACCACGACAUUCUUAUACAGGGGACAUUACCACACGGUAUAUCUCGAUGUGGUUCAAUACAUAACCACGAUAUUCUUACACAGGGGACAUUACCACACUGUAUGUCUCAAUGUGGUUCAAUACAUAACCACGAUAUUCUUACACAGGGGACAUUACCACACUGUAUGUCACAAUGUGGUUCAAUACAUAACCACGAUAUUCUUACACAGGGGACAUUACCACACUGUAUGUCUCAAUGUGGUUCAAUACAUAACCACGAUAUUCUUACACAGGGGACAUUACCACACUGUAUGUCUCAAUGUGGUUCAAUACAUAACCACGACAUUCUUAUACAGGGGACAUUACCACACUGUAUGUCACGAACGACUCAAGCCGAGAGUGCAUCAGUUGCACUGUACAAGAACACUUGGUGCUCAAUUAAAAAGGUUGCUCAACUCCAACCUUCUUCCGCCACUUAA